Molecule: messenger RNA, 1039 nt
Organism: Sorghum bicolor (sorghum)
Lineage: Eukaryota; Viridiplantae; Streptophyta; Magnoliopsida; Poales; Poaceae
Product: probable calcium-binding protein CML31
Exons: 1
Coding region: 254-760 (168 amino acids)
Molecular function (GO): calcium ion binding
Source: RefSeq, a predicted model, not a curated record
CCUCGGUCCACGACGCCACACGGCAUCGUCUUCGUCUCUCUUCUGGCGCUCUCCCGCCAUGCCGUGAAGCUUCCAAAUGCCGCGUCCCCUCAUUAAUGGAGUGUGCUAUAUAUAUACUACGCAACACCAUGGUUCGCAGCAUGCACCUAGCUCUAGCACAGCAAUUAAAGCUAGCACAGCCAGCACCACCGACUCGAUCGACCACUUGACCAUCGCAUAAUAUAUCUCAGCAAAGACACACCGAUCGUCGAGGAUGGUUGUCGCCGCGCCGCCGUCGUCUUGCAGCAUCAGCAUCAGCAUCGGCAGCCGCAGCGAGCUGGGGUCGUUGUUCGCGGCGUUCGACGCGGACGCGGACGGGCGGAUCUCGGCGUCCGAGCUACGCGAGUGCAUGCGGGCGACGCUGGGGGCCGAGGCGGCGGUGUCGGCGGAGGAAGCCGAGGCGCUGGUGGCGGAGGCGGACGCGGACGGCGACGGGCUGCUGGACGCCGCCGAGUUCGCGGGGCUCGUGGCGCGCCUGCAGCAGGACGCCGGCGAGGAGGACCGGCACCGGGGCCUGCGCCAGGCGUUCGGCAUGUACUCCGAGACCGAGAAUAAUGUGGAGGCCGGGUGUAUCACACCCGCUAGCCUCCGGCGGAUGCUCGCUAGGCUCGGCGAGCACCAGGACGUCGACGAGUGCCGCGCCAUGAUCUGCAGGUUUGACCUCGAUGGUGACGGCGUGCUCAGCUUCGACGAGUUCAAGAUCAUGAUGAACGCCGCGUGAUGGUGCUUGAUGAUGAUCGCAGGGUGUUCAUAACAUAUGGGGUUGCUUCAUCGAUCAUUCAUUCAUUAUUUAUUUGGUUAAUUCGUUGUUUGCGUAUGAAAUUCUGUAAGUUAUUAGUGUUGCAGCUAGCUAGGAUUGUUGUUAGCUAUGUGAUGUGCAUACUUGUUAUUCGUUCGUAUAUAUGUUCAGCGUGCACUGCCGUUCCUUGUCGUACUAUUUGUACCGGUUAGCAGUGUUUUUUCUCUCAUAAUAAAUCGGCAGCAACGGUACUUUUAUUCA